Messenger RNA from Symbiodinium pilosum, 2214 nucleotides. The record is from the annotation of a GenBank genome assembly. NCBI's taxonomy places the organism in Eukaryota, Dinophyceae, Suessiales, Symbiodiniaceae.
GUCAUCCUGUACGGUGGCGAUAACCAAGUCGUCCGUCAGUGGAUCACGGAGCGGCAGAGUGCAUGGCACGGUCUCCGGGCGGUUCAUGGUCAGGACCCUCAACAUGAUCGAAAUGAGGUACCGUUGCAUUGUGUGGUAGCAGCUUGGCUUCGAACAUAUCACAAUGUGGGGGCAGAUUUUGUGACGCGGUGCAGUGACGAAGAGUUCGGUAGAUGGGUCAGGCAACAUGACCUGACCGUUGUGGACAUCGGUGGUUACCUACGCCAGGCGGUGGAGGACUCCGAGAGGUUUGGACCUUGUUUGUUGGCGUGGGAUGUCGACGACCGUGAUAUUCUUCGUCUAAAGGAGCGGAGACUAAAGAGGACGAUCCCCGCCGUUUUGGUUCCCGAUUGGGGAGCGCUUAGGGUCGUCGAGUUGGCCGGUGAAGGCCGAUGGGUCUUGGACUUCAUGGAUGCAGCCGACUCCCUUGGUUGUGAGGCUCGGACGGCUGGGUGGUCCGGUCCCGUUGGCGUUGAUGAGAUCGUACUGUCUGCUCUUUGCCCAGAUCGCCAUGGAAAGGUUGGAGUGGUUGUCGCAAAGGCGGCGAUCAGUGGCAAGGCUCGCUUGGCAGUCCUUGAAGGUCCCCGUGCUGUUGAUUGGCCGCGCAUCUGCGAGGAGUUCGUGAAGGCCGGAUGGCAGGUCUUUGAGGGCGAGUUCGUGACGACAGAGUUUGGUGAAGCGGCUGCCCGUCGGCGAGUUUGUGUGGUGGCCUCGGACACGUGUGAGGUGACGGCUGCGUUGGUGAUCACAGAUGCGGGUGUGCCGCGUGAACCGUUGCUCCCAGUGGUCAAGGGGCAUUAUUGGGAUCAAGGCAGACGACGCAACCUUUAUGGCACGAGUGGACCGUUGUUGUGGCCCUUGGAGGACUGCGUCGUGUUCGACCCCAGGGGGCCACCCGGGACCGUGCGAAAGUUGGAGCCGGAGGAGGUAUGGAUGUGCCAAGGCCGCGCAAAGCAACAGCUGGAUUCGCUGCUUCACGAGGGCUUGGACCUUCAAAGGGCCUUGGCUGAAGGUAACAAGGCAACCGGAGGGCACACUGCCGUGGCCUUGACUUUGAUGGCGGGCUAUGUGGGCCGAACUGGUGACACGAGAAAAUCGGGCGGUGGCUACGAUGUCCUGGGUGAUGAGUCCCUGGCCAAAUUGCUCAAGUGGCUUGGUCAAUGGCGGCGGGGCGGUUUUCCACGGGCCCUUCUGAUGACGAUUGCCGAGCUGGCGGGCGAGGAGACGGACCACGAGAUCGAACGAGCAGUCUGGCGUUGGGGCGAGGCACUUUGGUUGUGGGCUUUGUUCUCAGAGGAGGAUGUGGAAGAUGACAACUCCCAACAGGCCGGAGCACGAGCCAAUGCUAAAGUGUGCGAGGCUGCGAACGCAUGCGGUGACGCCCAAAUCCAGGACUGUCUUCUUCCUGUGCGACCAUUCGAUGGCCUUGUCGGUGACCGGGUCGAUGAAUGGAUCGAGGAGAAUCUGAGCGGCUACCGCGCGGAUAGCGCCACCAAGCAGUAUGCGGGCAUCUACGGCAAGUGGCGAGCAUGCUCCCGACGGCAGAGGUGGCGCACGGAGUACCUCGACAAAUCACGGCGGGUCGAAGACAAUGAAGACAAGAUCCUCGGCUUCCUAGGUUACCUCGGGUGGCUGGGUUGCACGGUUGCCACCAUCAAGCAGGCAGUCUUUGCCCUCAAGGACGCUCGCAAGAGGGCGGGCAAAGGUGAUCCGACGGAGGGCAUGUGCCGGCUGUGGAUGCUACUGGGCGCCUUGGAAAAGCGCUCUUCCAAAAAGCCAAGGCGACUGGGCGUGACUCCGGAGAUGCUGCGAUGGAUCAGGGAGGCGACCAACGCGAGCCGGGGCGAAGCAGCGGACGUCUUCGAUGCAGCGGUCAUUCGGGCAGCGGUCACCACGGCUUGGUUCUUUAUGCUGAGAGCCAAAGAGUACUGCGACUCGAAUGGCAUCGACUAUGCCAUGAUCCUAAGGGGCGUAGAUGUGAAGUUUGUCUUCGAGGAGAAGGACGGCGUCCAGGUCUUGAUUGGGGUGACCAUUCAGUUCAGGAAGACCAAAACGGACCAGGAGGCCUGGCACGUGCAAGACCAUGUACCGGUCAGGGGAUCCCGACCUGUGUGUGGUGGCUGCCUUGGAGGAGUUGAACUGCUUGGCACCGAGAAGGUUUUGCCAGGGCCCUGA